Etheostoma cragini (Arkansas darter) is the source of this 1837-nucleotide messenger RNA. RefSeq names its product hydroxysteroid (17-beta) dehydrogenase 12b (gene hsd17b12b). The transcript is spliced from 11 exons. Gene Ontology annotation, molecular function: oxidoreductase activity. The record is from RefSeq and is a predicted model, not a curated record. NCBI's taxonomy places the organism in Eukaryota, Metazoa, Chordata, Actinopteri, Perciformes, Percidae. Gene Ontology annotation, cellular component: endoplasmic reticulum. The coding region runs from base 148 to 1107 and encodes 319 amino acids.
GCACUGAUGCGGAAGCGUCUAACGCGGAAGCAACACAGGCACCUUUUUGUAAACGCGUGCAUUUGCACUUAGAGCACUCCUUCGUACAUGAACACAGAUAUUAAAAUCGCAGGCAUUUAUUUCUUCGUAUAACACAGUGGUAGAGGUAUGUGGAGCAGCGGAGAAGCAGUGCUACGGGCCGUGGAGACGCCGCUGCUGUGGCUCGGGGCCGGGACCGCGGCCUGGCUGUCGGUGUGCGCCGUGUGCCGGCUGCUGUCCGGGAUCCGGGUGUGGGUGCUGGGCAACGGGCGGCUCGUGUCACCCACCACCCUGGGGAAAUGGGCAGUUGUGACUGGAGCCACAGAUGGGAUUGGCAAAGCUUAUGCGGAGGAGCUUGCCCGCAGAGGCUUUGCCCUUGUGCUGAUCAGCCGCUCUCAGGAGAAGCUGGAUGACGUAUCCAAGGCAAUCGUAAGUAAAUGUGGUGUGGAGACCAAAACGAUUGCAGCUGACUUCAGCGCUGUAGAUAUCUACUCUAAGAUUGAAGAUGGACUUGCAGGACUGGAGAUUGGAGUAUUGGUUAACAAUGUUGGAAUAUCCUAUUCUUACCCGGAAUUCUUCCUCAACGUCCCCAAUCUCGACUCUUUCAUUGACACCAUGGUCAACAUUAACAUAACAUCAGUGUGCCAGAUGACGCGUCUUGUUUUACCUCGUAUGGUAGAGAGGCAGAAGGGGGCAAUCCUCAACAUCUCAUCUGCCAGUGGGAUGUACCCUGUUCCUCUCCUUACUGUCUACUCUGCCUCCAAGGCCUUUGUGGACUUCUUUUCACGAGGACUGCAAGCUGAAUACAAGAGCAAAGGCAUCGUCAUCCAGAGUGUUCUGCCAUUUUUUGUUGCAACCAAGCUGAGUAAAAUACGGCGAGCUACGCUGGACAAGCCCAGUCCGGAGCGCUACGUUUCUGCUGAGCUCAACACUGUGGGGCUCCAGACUCAGACCAAUGGCUACCUGCCCCAUGCCAUUAUGGGCUGGGUGACUACAGCUCUCCUCCCGGCCAAGAUCCUCAACAGCCACGUGAUGGGCGUGGGUUUGUCCCAGCGCGCUCGUUACCUCAAGAAGCAGAAGCAGGGUUAAAUGGAUCUGCCGUGGCCGGGAGCGCCGGCGACAGACAGAGGGGACCAGCUGUGUUAACAACGCGUCCUGACUACCAUCAUCACAGACCUAGAAGAGAAAAUGUGACAGUUUUUGGGCAACAUCUCUGUUUCCUCCCUCUGAUGCUCCCAGUCAUGGAUGAUGUGAUACAUCAACUGGCCACAUUCGCUAUUACAUGUAUUCUAUCCUAACAGUUGUGUGAAAAAAUACAAACAAAGUGUUGCUCUUCAUCGCGUGAUCAGCUUUAAUGAAUGGAAUACUAGUGUGGAAAAGAAAAAAUGAUUACCAAAACUAUCCGUUUGUUUGCAAACCAUGGUUGAAAAUAAAGCCUAGGUGAUGAGGGAAGGAUGCAGAUCAUUUGGAUGUGGAUUUGUUUAUGUGGGUGGAUGUUUGGGUCUCCUGUGAGUAUGUGGACCAGCUGUUAGCAACGUUGACUACUGUAUUAAAUCACUGGAUAUGGUCCUUACUUACUGAUGAUACUAAGACAUUUUUGUGACAUUAAUAGCUUCCUUCCAGUUCCUCCCCUUAAUUUAAUAUCCGUUUCAAAGUAAUCAGAUGUACACAUUCCGUGUUAAGCACCAACUCAAUCAUUAAAGACCUCUUGUUUGCUUUUUUAUAUUAGUAUUUCCUUAAUAAUUUUGUUUUGGGGGCCGCGUGUUUAAUUCCAAACCAAACUACAUUUCAUUACUACCCAUCAUUUGUAAAAAAUGAU